AUCUCCCCACUCCCGCAGCCGACCUCGAUCGACUCUCAGGCCAGUGUCCUCCGGUCCUCACCCGCCUUGCCAUGACCACCUACAGCUACCGACAGUCCUCAGCCACCUCGUCCUACGGGGGCUUGGGCGGCGGCUCGCUGCGCUUUGGGACCGGGGGUGCCUUUCGUGCGCCCAGCAUCCACGGGGGCUCAGGCGGCCGAGGGGUGUCUGUGUCCUCCGCUCGCUUGGUGUCAUCAGUCUCCGGGGGUUAUGGUGGGGGCUAUGGUGGCUCCCUGGCUGUGUCCGAUGGGCUGUUGGCCGGCAAUGAGAAGAUCACCAUGCAGAACCUCAACGACCGCCUGGCUUCGUAUCUGGACAAAGUGCGCGCCCUGGAGCAGGCCAACACCGAGCUGGAGGUGAAGAUCCGGGACUGGUACCAGAAGCAGGGGCCCGGGCCCUCCCGAGACUACAGCCACUACUUCAAGACGAUCGAGGACCUCCGGGACAAGAUUCAUGGUGCCACCAUUGAGAACUCCAGGAUUGUCCUGCAGGUCGACAAUGCCCGUCUGGCUGCAGAUGACUUCCGAACUAAGUUUGAGACUGAACAGGCCCUGCGCAUGAGCGUGGAGACUGACAUCAACGGGCUGCGCAAGGUUCUAGAUGAGCUGACACUGGCCAGGACUGACCUGGAGAUGCAGAUUGAAGGCCUAAAGGAGGAGCUGGCCUACCUGAAGAAAAACCACGAGGAGGAAAUUAGUGCCUUGAGGAGCCAAGUGGGUGGCCAGGUCAGUGUGGAGGUGGAUUCCACUCCGGGCACGGACCUAGCCAAGAUCCUGAGUGACAUGAGAAGCCAGUAUGAGGUCAUGGCUGAGAAGUACCGGAAGGAUGCUGAAACCCAGUUCAUCAGUCAGACCGAGGAGCUGAACCGGGAGGUUGCUGGCCACACCGAGCAGCUCCAGGCGCACACAUCUGAGGUCACAGACCUGCGACGCACCCUUCAGGGUCUUGAGAUAGAGUUGCAGUCCUGGCUCAGCAUGAAAGCAGCCCUGGAAGGCACGCUGGCAGAGACAGAGGCCCGUUACGGGGACCAGCUGGCACAGAUUCAGGGGAAGAUCAGCAGCAUUGAAGCUCAGCUGAGUGACCUGCGUGCUGACACCGAGAGGCAGAAUCAAGAGUACCAGCAGCUCAUGGACAUCAAGUCUCGGCUGGAGCAGGAGAUUGCCACCUACCGCAAUCUGCUGGAGGGCCAGGACAUCCACUACAACAACGUGCCUGGCUCCAAGGGUUUCUGAGUGGGCAGAUUCCUGAGCAUCUAUCCUCCUGCAGGGAGAGUUCUCGGGGACCCCUAGCCCCGACUCAUCCCCUGACCUGCCAAAUAAACCUUUGUGGUCCAAGGGA
This is a messenger RNA of Dipodomys spectabilis (banner-tailed kangaroo rat), 1377 nucleotides long. RefSeq names its product keratin 19 (gene Krt19). The record is from RefSeq and is a predicted model, not a curated record. Bases 72 to 1271 code for a protein of 399 amino acids. Gene Ontology annotation, molecular function: structural molecule activity. Lineage: Eukaryota; Metazoa; Chordata; Mammalia; Rodentia; Heteromyidae. The transcript has 6 exons.